UUGCUGCGUCCCCAGGGCGGCGGGGCGGCAUGGAGGGGUGUGACUACAAGCCCCCGCGCGCGCCCGUCCCCACCCCCGCACCUGCCCGCGCUGCGUGACUGGCCGCCGCCGUAGUCUGGGCUCCUGAAGGCGCAGAGCGCCACGCGCUGAGCGGGAGAGGCGGGCGGGCUGCUGCCUUGCGUCUGCCGCCCUGUCCUCCCUCCUCCAUUCUCUCCGCCCCUCCCCUGGCGGCCGCGCUGCCUGGGAGCCCGGGAAGCCGUUGCUCCGAGCCCGCAGCCCGGGUUCUGUGGCUGGCAUCGAGGCGGGGGCGGCGGGAGCGCGGAGACCACAGCCCCUGGAGAGAGGAAGAGGGGGGUCCCUGGCCUGGGCAGGCCGAGCCGAGCGUGUAUUUGCGCGUGAGAGCGGGGGCUGCACGGUGCUCAUCCCGGACCCCGCCAGCCCCAGACCAGGUCGCCGCAGCCCGGGAGCCUCCCCGCCUGCGCCCAAGGCGCGCGCGGCACAGCCAUGAACACCAACGAUGCCAAGGAGUAUCUGGCCCGGAGGGAAAUCCCUCAGCUUUUCGAGAGCCUUUUGAAUGGACUGAUGUGUUCUAAGCCCGAAGACCCAGUAGAGUACUUGGAAAGUUGUUUACAGAAAGUAAAGGAAUUAGGUGGCUGUGACAAGGUGAAAUGGGAUACAUUUGUCAGCCAGGAAAAGAAGACCUUACCUCCGCUCAAUGGAGGACAGUCACGGAGAUCUUUUCUAAGAAAUGAAAGUGAUACAGAUCUCUCCGAGACUGCAGAGUUAAUUGAAGAAUAUGAAGUUUUUGAUCCUGCUAGACCUCGACCAAAAAUCAUUCUUGUCAUAGGUGGUCCAGGAAGUGGAAAGGGUACUCAAAGUUUGAAAAUCGCAGAACGGUACGGAUUCCAAUACAUUUCAGUGGGAGAAUUAUUAAGAAAGAAGAUCCACAGUACUAGCAGCAAUAGGAAAUGGAGUCUUAUUGCCAAAAUAAUUACAACUGGAGAAUUGGCCCCACAGGAAACAACAAUUACAGAGAUAAAACAGAAAUUGAUGCAAAUACCUGAUGAAGAAGGCAUUGUUAUUGAUGGAUUUCCAAGAGAUGUUGCCCAGGCUCUAUCUUUUGAGGACCAAAUCUGUACUCCCGACUUGGUCGUGUUCCUGGCUUGCGCCAAUCAGAGGCUCAAAGAAAGAUUAUUGAAGCGCGCAGAGCAACAGGGGCGUCCUGAUGACAAUCUGAAAGCUACCCAAAGGAGACUAAUGAACUUCAAGCAGAAUGCUGCUCCAUUGGUUAAAUACUUCCAGGAAAAGGGGCUCAUCAUGACAUUUGAUGCUGACCGAGACGAGGAUGAGGUGUUCUAUGACAUCAGUGUGGCAGUUGACAGCAAGUUAUUUCCGAACAAAGAGGCUGCAGCAGGUUCCAGUGACCUUGAUCCUUCGAUGAUGUUGGACACUGGAGAGAUCCUUGAAACAGGAUCUGAUUAUGAAGAUCAGGGCGAUGACCAGUUAAACGUAUUUGGAGAGGACACCACGGGAGGUUUCAUGGAAGAUUUGAGGAAGUGUAAAAUUAUUUUCAUGAUUGGUGGCCCUGGCUCUGGCAAAGGCACACAGUGUGAAAAGCUGGUGGAAAAAUAUGGAUUUACACAUCUCUCGACUGGUGAGCUCCUGCGUAAUGAACUAUCAUCAGAAUCUGAAAGAAGCAAAUUGAUCAGAGAGAUCAUGGAACGUGGAGACCUGGUGCCCUCAGACAUCAUUCUGGAGCUCCUGAAGGAGGCCAUGGUGGCCAGCCUUGGCCACACCAAGGGCUUCCUGAUUGACAGCUAUCCUCAGGAAGUGAAGCAAGGGGAAGAGUUCGGACGUAGGAUUGGAAACCCUCACCUGGUGAUCUGUAUGGACUGCUCGGCAGACACCAUGACCAAUCGCCUUCUCCAGAGGAGCCAGAGCAGCCCGUGCACAGACAACACCACCACCAUCGCCAAGCGCCUUGAAACCUUCUACCGAGCAUCCAUCCCCGUGAUUGCCUACUAUGAGACGAAAACACAGAUACGUAAGAUAAAUGCAGAGGGGACACCAGAGGAAGUUUUUCUUCAACUCUGCACAGCUAUUGAUGCUAUUUUCUGAAGACAAAAUGCAUGUUGUUGAGAGUGGAGACAGAGAAAAAUACUAUAAAGUUCACACCUUAACACAAUGUUUCAAGUUAAACUUUUUGUGUCCCCCUCAAAUUCUGACAUUGUUGUUUGCUUCCCAGCUUGACCUGAGAGAGGCAUCUGGAAAUCAUGCAUGGUGUAUUUGGUAUUAUCCAACCACCCUUUUCAUCAUAAUUCAGACAGCUGUCUGUACUCAAUAGCACGCACACUUUUAUAUCAUAUAGGUUGCACCUCAGAGCUAAGUUAGUAUGUGGACAGCAGUGCAGUGCCAAUCUGUGUCAGUUGUGCCCUCCGAUCAUUUGGUCUACUUUCAUCAAAUAGGGAGCUAGCAUCCCUCUAUCACAUCUUCCUUCCUCUACCCAAGAUUCAUAUGCUAUUGCCUGAUGAAGGCCAAUAAUAUGGGGGGGCAAGCCUGGCAUCUUCGGCUGGUGACUCAAGGCUUAUCCACUAGUAACUUAGAGCCAGACAGAUUAGGUUGACAAUGCCAAUUAUUGAUAAGAAAUUUGAUUAAACUGGAAAAAUUUGAUAAGAAAAAAAAGUGAAAUUGUAUAUUGUAUUGCUUUUCCAAGAUAGCAAAAUCCAAGAGUCACAAACAACAUCUCUCUAUUCAUGUUUAUGAAACUGGCUACUUGGAAUACUAUCAUGAUGGCUGAGAACAAAUUGAAGAAAACUGUCUAACCUAGUCUCUUCUGUACCUAGUGGUACAUUUUGGCAAUUAUGCAUUAAUGUCAAUGACCAAAUAUAAUUUUAAAGCAUGAGAUGAUUUAUGACUGCAUUCAUUGGACUAAUGUCAACUUAUAGUUUUGAUUUUAAAUGAUCACCUAUUUACUUAAUAUUGUUGCUGUGAAAAAUACACUAACAGUAGCAAAACUGAUGUGGGUAGGAGGGGCAUGUCAGUACACAAUGUUUAUAACAGAUACCAAUGCUGUAUGUUUUAAAUGGGCCUUUUCCAGGGGUUGGCAAACCUUAUCAUAAGCAAAUGUAAAAUUGUGUUUCCUCGCAUCAAACUAGUGAAGUUUGGGUUCUCUUUUGUGCUAUCAGUUGCCAAAAUCAGAGCUUCUUAUAUAUUCUACUGGAAUAACUGCAUCUGCCUCUAUUCAGUCACUACAAAAGACCAGUUUCCGUUUGCAUGACUUUUUUGUUGUUGUUGUUCAAUGGUUGUGCAGAUAAGAAUCCAUUUCUGAAACAAAAUUGUAUUUUUAAGGUCAUUUUUUUCUUGAAAUGGAUAUGUACAAAUAAAGUAAAUGGAACACAGGA
Molecule: messenger RNA, 3401 nt
Organism: Pteropus alecto (black flying fox)
Lineage: Eukaryota; Metazoa; Chordata; Mammalia; Chiroptera; Pteropodidae
Gene: AK5
Product: adenylate kinase 5
Exons: 14
Coding region: 505-2118 (537 amino acids)
Biological process (GO): ATP metabolic process; nucleoside triphosphate biosynthetic process
Cellular component (GO): cytosol; cytoplasm
Molecular function (GO): AMP kinase activity; ATP binding; nucleoside diphosphate kinase activity
Source: RefSeq, a predicted model, not a curated record